Oryza brachyantha (malo sina) is the source of this 1335-nucleotide messenger RNA. RefSeq lists its product as uncharacterized. NCBI's taxonomy places the organism in Eukaryota, Viridiplantae, Streptophyta, Magnoliopsida, Poales, Poaceae. Bases 174 to 1124 code for a protein of 316 amino acids. Gene Ontology annotation, cellular component: membrane. The record is from RefSeq and is a predicted model, not a curated record. The transcript is spliced from 8 exons.
AGCGCCCCCGCACCCGGCACCAACUCAACUACCCCAAAUCCCCCGCCUCGCACUCGCUCGCUCCUCCUCCUCCCCCGUCGCUGCUACUCCUGCUGGGCGCCCGCGCGCGGGAGCGAAGCGAGCAAGGUCAACCACCGCUACCGGCGCCUGGGGAGGACGUCGGCGCAGGGGGGAUGUCGGCGGAGACGCCGGCGUACUGGCUGCGGUGGCAGGUCUUCGUAUGCGGCGCCCUCAUCGUGCUGCCGACGGCGGCCGCGGCGGCGCUGCUCCCGCACCUGCGCAGGGCGGCGGCGCCCCUCCGCGCGACCGACCUGUGGGUCCCCUGCUGGGCGCGCCUCCACCCGGGCUGGCUCCUCGGCUACCGCGCCUUCGCCCUAGCCGCCGCCGUCGCGCUCCUCGUCCGCCUCAUCGUCGGCCGUGGCAUCGACCUCUUCUUCUUCUACACCCAGUGGACAUUUUUAUUAGUCGUGAUAUAUUUUGCGUUUGCAACUGCUAUAUCAGCUCAUGGAUGUUGGGUUUACUCAAAGAAUGACUUGAAGGAAGCUGACGAAUCCCAUGAAUUUCUUAACGAUGGUGAGGAAAAUCGUGACUUUUCCGCUUCUUCUGAAGAGACUAAAAGGGAUGAGGAGAACAUCACAAACUAUCAUGAACAUAUAGCAAAUGAGAGAAGAGCUGGAUUAUGGGGACGUUGCAUGCAAAUCAUUUACCAGACUAGUGCAGGUGCGGCAAUGCUGACUGAUCUGACAUUUUGGGGACUUCUCGUGCCAUUCUUUUACCGUGACAAGUUUGGGCUUGCCUUUGUUACUGAUGGCAUGCACACUCUUAAUGCUGUUUUUCUACUGAUUGAUACAUUUCUCAACAAUAUGCCCUUCCCCUGGUACCGCUUGGCUUUCUUUGUAUUUUGGAGCUGUGCCUAUGUAACCUUCCAAUGGGUCCUUCAUGCUUCUGGAGCUAUAUCCUGGUGGCCAUACCCAUUUCUUGACCUUUCAUCAUCUGGCGCUCCUCUAUGGUAUCUCGCUAUGGCCAUUGCUCAUAUCCCUUGCUUCUUUCUCUACUGGGCUAUUGUCAAGGCGAAGCAGACUUACUUCCCCAGAUUGUUUCCACAUGCUUAUGUGAGAAGCUAGAUCCUUCUUCUAACAUACGUAUAAUUGUAUGCAACUUAUAUAAAUAAGUACAUAGAGUAAUUUAUCUUCAUGUAUAGUCUGGUAGAUUAGCGAUCCAUCGAACAGGGCUGAAUUCUAAAGCCCAUCGGAACAAAACUUCGAUGAAAUGAAAUACGAAGAGUUUUAAGUUUAAACAUACAUACAUUAAUACAUAGCCUCUUCUAUUCUGUCG